This is a messenger RNA of Kluyveromyces lactis, 1059 nucleotides long. RefSeq names its product replication factor C subunit 2 (gene RFC2). Bases 1 to 1059 code for a protein of 352 amino acids. The record is from RefSeq and is a predicted model, not a curated record. Gene Ontology annotation, cellular component: nucleus; DNA replication factor C complex. The transcript has a single exon. Gene Ontology annotation, molecular function: DNA clamp loader activity; DNA binding; ATP hydrolysis activity. Gene Ontology annotation, biological process: DNA repair; DNA-templated DNA replication. NCBI's taxonomy places the organism in Eukaryota, Fungi, Ascomycota, Saccharomycetes, Saccharomycetales, Saccharomycetaceae.
AUGUCUAGUGGAACGAUAUUCAAGAAACAGAAGUUGAACCCAUCAGAUGGUAAAGGUCAAGCAAAACCAUGGGUUGAAAAGUAUAGACCAAGGAAAUUAGAUGAUGUUGCUGCUCAGGAUCAUGCCGUUACCGUCUUGAAAAGGACUUUACAGACUGCAAAUUUGCCACAUAUGUUGUUUUAUGGUCCUCCUGGUACUGGUAAGACUUCUACUAUUCUUGCUUUGACGAAAGAGUUGUACGGUCCCCAUUUAUCGAACAGCAGAGUUCUAGAAUUAAACGCGUCCGAUGAACGUGGUAUUUCGAUCGUCAGAGAGAAAGUGAAGAACUUUGCUAGGCUCACUGUGUCUAAGCCAUCAGAAUCAGACCUUGCGAAUUAUCCAUGUCCACCAUACAAAAUUAUCAUUCUUGAUGAAGCCGAUUCUAUGACUGCUGACGCACAAAGUGCGCUGCGUAGAACCAUGGAAACCUAUUCUGGUGUCACUAGAUUCUGUUUGAUCUGUAAUUACGUUACUAGAAUCAUUGAUCCCUUGGCUUCAAGGUGUUCCAAAUUCAGAUUCAAAGCGUUGGAUUCAUCCAAUGCACUAAGCCGUCUACAGUUCAUCGCUAACGAAGAAUCUUUGAAAUAUGAAGACGGUGUUCUUGAAAGAAUAUUAGAUAUUUCCCAAGGUGAUCUAAGAAAGGCUAUAACUCUGCUCCAAUCUGCAGCUAAGAUCGUGUUGCAGAACGAUGAUGCGAAUACUAUUACUUUGAAGCAUGCUAAUGAAUUAUCGGGGACGAUUCAUGAAGAGAUACUACAGGAUCUAAUCAACGUAAUAAAAGGAAAAGAUCUCAACAAGAUUAUUGAUAAGGUACAGGAAUUUGUUAACCAGGGAUGGAGUGCAGCUUCAGCAUUGACCCAAUUGCAUGAGUAUUACAUCAAGAAUGAAAGCUACGAUACAGAGUUUAAGAAUAAGGUAUCUUGGCUACUUUUCGAUAGCGAUUCCAAGUUAACCAACGGAGCUAGCGAGCAUCUUCAAAUGUUGAACCUAGCAAUGAAGGUAUCUCAAUUAUAUAACUAG